Messenger RNA from Centropristis striata (black sea bass), 1786 nucleotides. Its product is annotated as tripartite motif-containing protein 16-like. The record is from RefSeq and is a predicted model, not a curated record. Gene Ontology annotation, molecular function: zinc ion binding; protein binding. The transcript has a single exon. The coding region runs from base 16 to 1680 and encodes 554 amino acids. Lineage: Eukaryota; Metazoa; Chordata; Actinopteri; Perciformes; Serranidae.
UGACUGAGAGGUGAAAUGGCGCAGAAAGGAGUUCAGCUGGACCAAGAAACUUUCUCUUGUUCCAUCUGUCUGGAUCUACUGAAGGAUCCGGUGACUACUACAUGUGGACACAGCUACUGUAUGAAGUGUAUUAAAACACACUGGGAUGAAGAGGAUAGAAAGGGAAUCUACAGCUGCCCUGAGUGCAGACAGAGGUUCACUCCGAGGCCUGUCCUGCUGAAAAACACCAUGUUAGCAGUUUUAGUGGAUGAGAUGAAGAAGACUGACGUCCCAGCUGCUCCUGCUGAUCUCUGCUAUGCUGGACCUGGAGAUGUGGCCUGUGAUGUCUGCACUGGGAGAAAACUGAAAGCCCUCAAGUCCUGUCUGCAGUGUCUGACCUCUUACUGUGAGAAACACCUCCAGCGUCAUUAUGAUGUAGCUCCGUUAUCCAAACACAAGCUGGUGGAGCCCUCCAAGAAGCUCCAGGAGAACGUCUGCUCUCAGCACGAUGAGGUGAUGAAGAUUUACUGCCGUACAGAUCGGCAGUCUAUAUGUUAUCUCUGCACAAUGGAUGAACAUAAAGGCCACGACACGGUCUCAGCUGCAGCAGAACGGACAGAGAAGCAGAAAGAGCUGGAGGUGAGUCGACUCAACAUCCAGCAGAGAAUCCAGGACAGAGAGAAAGAUGUGAAGCUGCUUCAACAGGAGGUGCAGAACAUCAAUCGCUCUGCUGAUAAAACAGUGGAGGACAGUGAGAAGAUGUUCACCGAGCUGAUCCGUCUCAUGCAGAAAAGAAGCUCUGAGGUGAAGCGGCAGGUCAGAUCCCAGCAGGAAACUGAAGUGAGUCGAGUCAAAGAGGUGGAAGAGAAGCUGCAGCAGGAGAUCAGAGAGCUGAAGAGGAAAGACGCUGAACUGAAGAAGCUCUCAAACACAGAGGACCACAACCAGUUUCUCCACAGCUACCCCUCACUGUCAGUACUCAGUGAGUCCACAUCCAGCAUCCAGAUCCGUCCUCUGCGCUACUUUGACCACGUGACAGCGGCCGUGUCACGAGUCAGAGACAAACUGCAGGACGUCCUGAGAGACAAAUGGACAGACGUCUCACUGACUGAAGUGGAUGUUUUACUGUCAGAUUCACCAGCAGAGCCCACGACCAGAGCUGGAUUCUUAAAAUAUUCAUGUGACAUCACACUGGAUCCAAACACAGCAAACACACAGCUGUUAUUAUCUGAGGGGAACAGAAAAGCAAGAUUCAUGAGAAACCAACAGUCCUAUCCAAGUCACCCAGACAGAUUCACUCUAUGGUCUCAGGUCCUGAGUAGAGAGAGUCUGACUGGACGAUGUUACUGGGAGGUGGAGUGGAGAGGGGCUGGAGUUGAUGUAGCAGCUUCAUACAUGAACAUCAGCAGAGGGUCGUAUGACUCUUUAUUUGGAAGCAGUGACAAGUCUUGGGCAUUUAGAUGUAACAUCAACAAAUAUACAUUUUGUUUCAACGAUAUCCAAACUCCCGUCUCAGGUCCUCAGUCCUCCAGAUUCGGAGUGUACCUGGAUCACAGAGCAGGUAUUCUGUCCUUCUACAGCGUCUCUGAAACCAUGACCCUCCUCCACAGAGUCCAGACCACGUUCACUCAGCCGCUCUAUGCUGGACUUCGGCUUGCUUACAAAGUAGGAGACACUGCUGAUUUCUGUAAACUCAAAUAACCAAAGUCAAGAAAGGAACAGCAGGUAAAAAAGUGUUUUAACUCUUACAGCUCCCAUAUUGUUCACCUUUGUUGUGUUUUAUAACAACACACAUUUGUAGUUUUUG